AUUCUUCUUCAUCAACUCUGGCAACCUCUCCUUACCUCUCUUCCUUUUCUCAAGCGGCCUCUCUCUCUUUUCUUUUUUCCGGUACCCACUUCUCUUCCCUCCCCUCUCAUCCUUUCUUUGAAUUUUAUCUGGGUUCACAAAAACAAAACCCAAGAACGGGUUCGAGCAAGAUCUAGGAAAAAGAUUCGAGAUUGGGGGGGAAGUGUGCUUAAUGGUGAGCUUUUGCAUAUGAGAUGUUGUGCACACAUCCUAAACCUCAUAGUCAAUGAAGGUUUGAAGAACUUGCAUGAUUCAAUCUUGAAAAUUAGAAAUGCAAUAAGGUAUGUACGAGCUUCACCUUCUCGGAUGCAAAGAUUCAAAGGUUGUGUUGAACGUGAAAAAAUCCAAUGUAAAUCAUUAGUUUGUUUAGAUGUUUCAACAAGGUGGAACUCCACCUAUUUGAUGCUUGAAGCUGCCCUUAAGUUUCAGAAGGCUUUUGAGAGGCUUCAUGAUACUGAUGGGUUGUAUUUGAUGGAAUUUUCCUUUGGAGAGAAUGUGAGUGAGAGAAAGAAAGGUCCUCCUGAAUUUGAAGAUUGGGAAAAUGCAGAAAAAAUUGUCAAAUUUUUAAAAGUUUUCUAUGAUGCCACUGUUCGUAUUUCAGGGUCUACUCAUGUCACAUCUCACAUGUAUUUUCAUGACUUCUCCACAAUUCUUAACUUGUUGAACAAGUGGAGUGGAAGUAAUGAUCCAUUGUUUUCUACAAUUGCUGAAAAAAUGAGGGAAAAGCAUGAGAAGUAUUGGGGAGCAGCAUCUAACAUGAAUGUUUUAAUUUUUAUUGCAUGUGUGCUAGACCCAAGAUAUAAGCUGAGUUUUGUUGAAUUUGUUUUUGGGAAACUCUAUGAUAGGAUUACUGUAGAGACCUUAAGUUACAAAGUGAAAAGUACUCUAAACAAGAUGUUUGAAGAGUAUUGCACACUCGGUGGGUUUAUGGAUGAAGAUAAUAGCAAUUCCAAUAGGCCAAGUUCACAGGGAAAGGAUGAUGAGGCUAUCAAUGAUGAUUUUUCAAUGUUUGCAGAUCUUUAUGAAGAGAAAAUGAGCAUGGAAAAUGAAGAAGAUGGUAAAAAUGAAGUUGAUUUGUACUUGGCAGAGGAUAAAGAAAAGAAAAGUGACAAAUUCCACAUCUUGAAUUGGUGGAAAGUUAACUCCUCAAGAUAUCCAAUCCUAUCCUUGAUAGCAAGGGAUGUAUUUGCUGUCCCAAUGUCUACAGUGGCUUCAGAGUCUGCUUUUAGCACAGGAGGCCGUGUAUUGGAUCCAUAUAGAAGCUCUUUAAGUCCUAAAACAGUGGAGAUACUUAUUUGCACUCAAAACUGGUUUCGAUCUACACCAUUGCUAGAGAAAAUGGAAACACAAGAAGUUGCAGAUGAAAUUGAGCAAGAGAUUGCAAAGCUUUCAAACGACUUUGUGGAUUUGGAGCUAUGAUCUAUUGUAAUUCAGUACUCUUUUCAGAGUUGAUUAGGUAAGGCCUUGUUUUCUUUGUGCAGUGGAUUUGGAGCUAUGAUUUGUUGUAAUGCAGAUGGAAUUGCUUUAUAACAUUAUCAGUGACUCUAGUGACAUAGUUGAUGAGUUGAAUUCAUAUAAGCAUUGAUGUGGAAUUUUUGUUUUGAUAUUAUUAAUAUUUGGAUAAAUUUUAUGAGAUUUU
Rubroshorea leprosula is the source of this 1678-nucleotide messenger RNA. Lineage: Eukaryota; Viridiplantae; Streptophyta; Magnoliopsida; Malvales; Dipterocarpaceae. The record is from the annotation of a GenBank genome assembly.